AUGAUAAUUAUGCGAAGGGUGACGUCCAGAUUUUCGUUUUUGCCAUAUCCAAAACCUUUAUCGUCAAUCAGCGAACAGAGUGUACUGCUGAUGGAACAGGAUUCUGCAAACUACUCCAGCAGCGGUGAAGAGACGGAAGAUGCGAGUGAAACUGAGAUGUGGUUCAUUGAGCAGCAACAAGAUAAUAAAAAAUAUCAAGCAAAGCGUGUCGAUUUGCUUCACCAGUUGGAACUUGCAGAACAACGCAAACAUCCAGUAUUUUUACAGAUUUUAGCAAAUCUCCAAAGCGAGCUCGAUGAUCGUUUGCUACUGAACGAAAUCGAACGAGAUUCUGCACUAGCCAGUGCCAAUCGUGACUGCUUGCGUGAGGAGACCGCUUCGGAGCAGGAAUUCGCCGAGAAGAAAGCGAAACUGAUCGCUAACGCGAUUUCCGAUUUAGAGCAGGAAAAGAAGAUGCUCCGGCAUGAGAUUGAUGCGAUGGGGCUGACCGGGAUCGAUAAGAAUACGGUGUCACCAAGGGCCACACGGCAACUGCGCCCACGACUUUGCGACUCAGUUUCGAUGCCUCAACCGGUCAAAAUAAGCUAUCUGUUAAGCAAGGAAGACAUUGAACAUGAUCUGCAACUCAUCCGCGCUGGUAUAGAAGCUAGCGUUCAUGAGAUGGAAGCUGUCCGGUACCAGCGGGAGUUCCCAGCCAUCUCAGCAACCAUCGACCCAAACAUCAACUUGAGAAGGCGGGCACAGUGCGGCGAAACGAGAGUUGGUGUGGAGAACGUGCUUCGGAAACUGUAG
Anopheles marshallii is the source of this 792-nucleotide messenger RNA. RefSeq lists its product as uncharacterized. The record is from RefSeq and is a predicted model, not a curated record. Bases 1 to 792 code for a protein of 263 amino acids. Lineage: Eukaryota; Metazoa; Arthropoda; Insecta; Diptera; Culicidae. Gene Ontology annotation, cellular component: Sin3-type complex. Gene Ontology annotation, molecular function: histone deacetylase binding. Gene Ontology annotation, biological process: negative regulation of transcription by RNA polymerase II. The transcript is spliced from 3 exons.